Molecule: messenger RNA, 2139 nt
Organism: Pseudovirgaria hyperparasitica
Lineage: Eukaryota; Fungi; Ascomycota; Dothideomycetes; Acrospermales; Acrospermaceae
Product: phenylacetyl-CoA ligase-like protein
Exons: 7
Coding region: 197-1960 (587 amino acids)
Molecular function (GO): CoA-ligase activity
Source: RefSeq, a predicted model, not a curated record
UUCCCCGCGUUACGGCACAGCUGCUGCAAGCUUCCGGCUCCACAGUGUCCACACUCGGCAUUGGUUCCCUUAGUCCUUGUGAGCCAGCAAGCCAACCCGGGCGAUUCACGGAGUCAGUUGUAGCUGCCCUGUCACCCUUCUACCCCAGCUUCCUGCAUAAUCUUCCGAUCGUACUACGUCGUUCACCGUCGCAAUCAUGGUUUUUGGUCCUCCGGCAUGGGCGCCAAAACUCCCCUUCGAUCCUCCAGAUAGUGUGUCUAUUCCCGACUUUCUUUUCGACGAGCAAUAUGGCCGCCAUCCUCUUGGUUACGCGAAGAACCCUUUCACCUGUGGUCUCUCUGGCGCGACAUACAACGCUCUCGAGGUCAAGGAGCGCAUAGACUUCCUCGCACGUGGCAUGGCGAAAGAGUUUGGAUGGUCACCGAACAAUGGUACUGAGUGGGACAAGGUUGUCAAUAUAUUCAGUGUCAACACUAUCGAUUACAAUGUCCUCAACUGGGCCAUUCAUAGGCUGAAUGGUAUAGCUACACCUGCCAAUGCUGUGUACUCGCAAAAGGAACUCGAGCACCAGCUGCGUGACUCUGGUGCGAAAUACAUCUUCACUUGUCUACCUCUCCUCGACAUUGCCAAGGGUGCCGCACAGACCGUUGGCAUACCCAAGACGAACAUAUAUAUGCUCGAAUUGUCGAAAGAAGCUACUGGCGGCCAAGAAUCGCCCAAAGGCUACAAGACAGUGAAUGAUUUGAUCAGGAUUGGCUCCAAGGAAGCUCGACUAGAACCAUUGAAAUGGGAGAAGGGCCAAGGAGCUCGUCAGGUUGCGUUUCUCUGCUAUUCGAGCGGGACGUCAGGACUUCCGAAAGGUGUCAUGAUAUCGCAUCGCAAUGUUAUCGCUAAUACGCUACAAGUCACGACAUUUGAAAAGCACUACCGAGACACGAAGCGUGACAAAAGUCUCAAUAAUCAGUCUGAAUAUACAGAGAAUGGGCUCGGCUUACUUCCGAUGAGCCACAUUUAUGGUCUUAUUGUUAUCUGUCACGUCGGUACCUACAGGGGAGAUGGCGUGAUUGUGCUACCUAGGUUCGAGAUGAAGCCAUAUCUCAAUGCGAUCCAAACGUAUAAAAUAGCCACACUAUACCUCGUCCCACCUAUCAUCAUUCUCAUGACAAAGCAAAAAGACGUGGUGUCUCAAUUCGACAUGAGUAGCGUAGAUAAUAUAUUCACGGGCGCAGCGCCAUUAGGUUCGGAAACAGCCCAGGAGCUACAGAAUCAGUUCCCAUCCUGGUGCAUUCGCCAAGGCUAUGGUUUGACCGAAACCUGUACAGUCGUCUGUACAACAUCUGGUCAUGAUGUCUGGUUCGGCUCCUCUGGAUCACUCAUACCGGGAGUUCAAGCCAAGAUUGUCACAGUCGAGGGUGUUGAGUGCACAGGCUACGAGGAACGCGGGGAGCUUGUUGUGAAAUCGCCCUCUGUGACUCUGGGUUAUCUGCAUAACGAGAAAUCAACCAAGGAGACGUACAUCGAUGGUUGGAUGCGGACUGGCGAUGAAGCCAUGGUCUGUAAAGCUCCUUCUGGCAACGAGCAUAUCAUUAUUACCGAUCGCAUCAAGGAGCUUAUUAAGGUUAAGGGUCAUCAGGUGGCGCCCGCAGAACUUGAAGCCCAUCUCCUGACCCAUCCUGCAGUUGCUGACUGCUGUGUCAUCCAGGUCCCAGAUGCUCACUCCGGUGAAAUACCCAAGGCCUUCGUCGUCAAGUCGCCGUCUGUUGGCCUUGAAGAAAAUGAUAGGCAUAUUAAACGUGACAUUCAGAGACAUGUCGAAAAGCAUAAGGCAAAGUACAAAUGGAUUACUGGUGGCGUCGAAUUCAUCGAUGUUAUCCCGAAGAGCCCGAGUGGGAAGAUCUUGCGCAGAUUUCUACGUGACAAGGAUAAGGAGAGACGCACAAAGGAGGGUGCAAAAUUGUAAGCAAUAGAUGCUUGAGGGAGCGCGUGAUAUGCAUGCCAUGUCUUUAAUGUGAGGAAAGCUCUGCUUGGUAGAGCAUUGAUGCAAAUCGGCUAUAACGAUGGAUGCUCUCAAUACUUCAGUCUAAUAUCAGCAAUUUACAGCGCAUUCGCACGAUUUAUAGCCAUCCUAGAUCUUUAUAC